ACCCACCAAUACCGCACAUUCCUCGCUCAAGUCAGGAAUCUCACGUUUGGCAAUCACACCAUCAAAGUCAUCAACCGCGGCUCGAGCACAUCGACCACGAGUGUGUUGGAUAUUGACGCGUUUGUGGUUGAGACGAGGGGAAGAGGAGAUGUGCUUUCUGUGAAUGGCGCGACGGUCGCGAGUGGGAACAAGACGGUCGAUUUACCCCUCCUCAUGUUUGACGACUCGCAGACGCAAGCCGGCAACAACAAGGUCACCUGGUCAGAGGGAUGGGAAGACGAUAGUGUCAGCCUCCCUAACAAGGGAUUCCUGAACGCACGAGACCAACAAAAAGGGCUCUACUGUGACAUUCGACUUUUACGGAGAGGGCAUCCAAGUCAUUGGUGGUAUUGGACCCAACAAUACCCAGUAUACUGUUCAACUCGACAGUGA
Molecule: messenger RNA, 432 nt
Organism: Acaulospora colombiana
Lineage: Eukaryota; Fungi; Glomeromycota; Glomeromycetes; Diversisporales; Acaulosporaceae
Source: the annotation of a GenBank genome assembly